AUGUUCGUCGCGCCUCUCGCCGCCGCUCGGAGUCCCUCGGCUCUCUCCGGAAGCUGUCGGCGAUCCUUCGGCUACCUCCGGAAAUGCUCGGCCUCCCUCGGCUCUCUCCGGAAACUGUCGGCGAUCCUUCGGCUACCUCCGGAAAUCUGUCGGCGAUCCUUCGGCUACCUCCGGAAAUGCUCGGCCUCCCUCGGCUCUCUCCGGAAGCUGUCGGCGAGCCUUCGGCUACCUCCGGAAAUGCUCGGCCUUCCUCGGCUCUGCCUACCGCUCCGCCUCCGACACUUCCGGCCCGCGGAAACACAGACUGGGAUUCGCCUUCCAGCGGAGGCUCUGAGUCCACGCACCCUGGGCCACCGCCCGCCCGCCGUGCCUCUGUGUGCCGCUGUGUCUCUGCUGGGGGGCCUGACCUUCGGUUACAAACUGGCUGUCAUCUCGGGUGCCUUGCUGCCACUGCAGCUGGACUUUGGGCUGAGCUGCUUGGAGCAGGAGCUCCUGGUGGGCAGCCUGCACCUGGGGGCCCUCCUCGCCUCCCUCGUGGGGGGCGUCCUCAUCGACCGCUAUGGCAGGAAAGAAGCCAUCCUGGGGAGCAACCUGGUGCUCUUAGCAGGCAGCCUGAGCCUGGGCCUGGCCGACUCCCUGGCCUGGCUGGUCCUGGGCCGCUCUGUGGCUGGCUUUGGCAUCUCUCUCUCCUCCAUGGCCUGCUGUAUUUACGUGUCUGAGCUGGUGGGCCCUCGGCAGCGGGGAGUGCUGGUGUCCCUCUACGAAACAGGCAUCACCGUGGGCAUCCUGUUGUCCUACGCCACCAACUACGCGCUGGCCGGUGUGCCCUGGGGAUGGAGGCAUAUGUUUGGCUGGGCCGCCGCGCCCGCCCUCCUGCAGUCCCUCAGCCUUCUCUUCCUACCCUCGGCUGCGCCAGAGGCUGCGGCUGCCCACAAGGACCUCAUUCCCCUCCGGGGAGGUGAGUCCACCAAGCUGGGUGCGAGCAGGCCCGGGUAUACCUUUCUGGACCUCUUCAGGGCGCGGGACAACAUGCGAGGGCGGACGGCCGUGGGACUGGGGCUGGUGCUCUUGCAGCAGCUGACGGGGCAACCCAACGUGCUGUGCUACGCGUCCACCAUCUUCCGCUCGGUGGGCUUCCGCGGGGGUUCCUCAGCGGUGCUGGCCUCCGUGGGGCUGGGAGCGGUGAAGGUGGCAGCCACCCUGACCGCCAUGGGGCUGGUGGACCACGCAGGGCGCAGGGCCCUGCUGCUCGCCGGCUGUGCGCUCAUGGCCCUGGCUGUCAGCGGCAUAGGCCUCGUCUGCUUUGCCAUGCCCAUGGACUUGGGGCCAAGCUGCCUGCCUGGACCCAAUGCCACCACACCAUCCGGGGACCCCAGCCUGUCGCUGGGCUCCCCUCCACCUCUGUUGCCAAGAACCUCCCAGAACCCAAGGGAACCCGUCCUGCCAACCGCCCAGGAAACCAAGCCCCGCCCUAGAGCGGGAGCCCCCGCGACCGCUCCCCUGCGGAGCCCAAGCCCCACCUCCCCCGUGCGCCCCGCUCCCGCGCCUGGGCAGGCCCUGCUGCACUGGACCACGCUCAUCUGCUUGAUGGUCUUUGUCAGCGCCUUCUCCUUCGGAUUUGGACCAGUGACCUGGCUUGUCCUCAGCGAGAUCUACCCCACAGAGAUCCGAGGGAGAGCCUUCGCCUUCUGCAACAGCUUCAACUGGGCCACCAACCUCUUCAUCAGCCUGUCCUUCCUAGACCUCAUCAGUGCCAUUGGCUUGUCCUUCACCUUCCUGCUCUACGGACUGACAGCUGUCCUCGGCCUGGGCUUCAUCUAUUUCUUCGUCCCCGAAACAAAGGGCCAGUCCUUGGCAGAGAUAGAUCGGCAGUUCCAGAAGACACGGUUCACCCUACGCUUUGGCUGUGGACAGAGCUCAGCCAGCAUCCACUACCGCCGCAUCGAUGUCCCCAUGGCCUCCUGAGGUCUCCGCCUGCCCGGAGCUGCUGGAGCCAUGUCUCCAGUUUCCCCCUUGCCUGGGCCCCAGGCUUAAGUGAUCCUUCUGGACUCUCCUAUGCCCCAAAGGAGGUCUUUCUUUCCUCCCACCUCUUCCCUCCCUCCUUUCCUGCCUCCCUUUCUUUGCUGGAGCAAAAGUGUGAGAACCCACAUCUCUUCAAGCCUUGUGGGCUUCAUUGGCGUGGAGCAUCUCUGCCGUCCAGGUGAGGACAUUUCUUGCCGUCUCCUCUGCACCAUGCACUUUGCCAGAGAGCUCUAGGCUACCAAUAUGAGCAGGAGCUCUCCCAGCACCCACUGCUAUCUGGUUGCUGUGCUGUGACUCAGCAUUUCCUGGGGCAGAGAAGAGCUGGCCCUGCGUUUUUGUGACAGCCAUCCUCACAGAAGCAGGGAGAAGACCACACCUCAAGGCAUGGUGGCUUGGUUUGGUUGAUUUUCAAGACUCUGAGAAGUGAUGGGUAAAGUGUUCGACAUGCAAAGGACAUUUCAACAUGUGCCAUGCCGAGCUGUCAUAUUGUGAACACCAUGUGCACACGCGCACACACAACACACUACACGUUGAGGCAGG
This is a messenger RNA of Echinops telfairi (small Madagascar hedgehog), 2562 nucleotides long. RefSeq names its product solute carrier family 2 member 10 (gene SLC2A10). The record is from RefSeq and is a predicted model, not a curated record. Gene Ontology annotation, cellular component: membrane. The coding region runs from base 1 to 1965 and encodes 654 amino acids. NCBI's taxonomy places the organism in Eukaryota, Metazoa, Chordata, Mammalia, Afrosoricida, Tenrecidae. Gene Ontology annotation, biological process: transmembrane transport. Gene Ontology annotation, molecular function: transmembrane transporter activity. The transcript is spliced from 7 exons.